This is a messenger RNA of Caenorhabditis sp. 36 PRJEB53466, 2547 nucleotides long. The record is from the annotation of a GenBank genome assembly. NCBI's taxonomy places the organism in Eukaryota, Metazoa, Nematoda, Chromadorea, Rhabditida, Rhabditidae.
AUGGCGUCGUGCUACAAAAGUAUAGAUGGUAGGCGGCACUUUCGGAGGAAACAGAGAAGUACGUUGGUGUUUUUUUCCAGAAAAUCUUCCUCAAAUCAAGUUGGACAUUGACGAGCUCAUCAUCAAAUGCUUGUCCGUCGGCCAUCCCGACAAGAGCUUCACGAAAACUGUCAAGGAGCAAGAGCUCAUUUUGUUGUGCAGUCUCGCCAAGACAAGCUUCCUGGAGCAACCUGUGAUGCUCGAGGUGGAGGCGCCGAUCAAGGUGUGCGGGGAUGUGCACGGACAGUACUCGGGUGAGCACAUCCUCGAGUUUGCUAAUCACUCAAAAACCUAUUCAGAUGUGAUCCGUCUGUUCAACAUCGCCCGUUUUCCGCCGCACUCCAACUACAUCUUCCUCGGCGACUACGUGGAUCGCGGCCGUCAGAACCUCGAGGUCAUCACGCUGUUCUUCUGCUACAAAAUCAAGUUCCACGAUCGGUUCUUCUUGCUGCGCGGCAACCACGAGUGCCCGGCCGUCAACCGAGUCUACGGCUUCUUCGAGGAGUGCAACAAGAGAUACGCGAGCACCCGACUGUGGCUCGCCUUCCAGGAGGCGUUCUCGGCGAUGCCGUUUACCGGCGUCAUCGCGGGACGCAUUCUGUGUAUGCACGGAGGACUCUCCCCUAAACUGACGAGUCUCGAUGUGCUCCGAGAGCUGCCCCGUCCCAUGGACCCGCCCAGUCCGUCCCUACACAUCGACCUUCUCUGGAGUGAUCCCGAUGAUUCCAUUUCCGAUUGGGCGCCGAACAUUCGUGGCGUUUCCUACAUUUUCGGUCCAAACGUCGUCAAGUCAACAGUCGAAGCACUGGGGAUCGAUAUGAUUGCGCGUGCUCAUCAAGUCGUUCAGGACGGAUAUCAGUUCUUCGCCGACAAAAGACUCGUCACAAUAUUCUCGGCGCCUCACUACUGCGGACAAUUCGACAACGCGGCGGCGAUCAUGAACGUGGAUGACAACCUGAUCUGCUCAUUCCACGUAAUCCGUCCGACUCAUCGAAAACUGAAAGCUCCGUCUGUUAAUUGAACUUUAUUACAUAAUUUUAUAAUCAUUUUAUUCAACAGACAACAGUUUGGAUUUGGAUUAAGUCCUUCAAAAAGGCCGUUGGGUUCGGAGGGUUUUGAUUGAAAACAUUGCGAAGUAGAACAGUUAGUUGCGAUCUCCGCGGAUGCGUCUGGUCAAUCUGACCUAAUCACAUGAACCGGUAAUCAGUGAUAAUGAUGUUGAACUCAGUAUCGUAUGUCCACCCCGACUGAUAACAACUUACGCAUCGCCCCCGCAUUGUCUGUUUUUCCGCUUUCCGACUGAUGAAAAUGCUCGUGAACUGUGCUCAUUAUCGGGAGAAUCCCGGUGCUCCGCCUUUCUGAAAACGUCAUCGGCCUGAUCGGCAUCAGAAUUGAAUGGAGUAUAAAAGGAUGAGGGCAGGAGGAGAGAGUAUCGUUCAUUUGCACAAUGAAACAUAUUCUUCUCAUCCUUCUUAUUGCUGGCGCUGUUCUGGCAGCUCCACAGCCCGCUUCUAGAAGACCUCCACCGCCACCACCCAAUGGAUCCGGAUCCCCGCCGCCACUGCCCUCCGAGGAACCACAAGAGGUGAGUAUUACUGCUUCCAAGUGUUUUCCUAUCGAAUCUCUUUCCAGUUGAUCGCCGAAAACGCCUCUCGUCGUCCUCCGCCACCGCCAAAAGGAACUGGAACUCCGCCGCCACCGCCUUCCGAGGAACCGCUCGAGCUCUCCGCCGGAAAAGCCUCUCGCCCACCACAUCCACGUGGCACCGGAACCCCUCCGCCACCGCCUUCCGAGGAACCGCUUGAGCUCUCCGCCGGAAAAGCCUCUCGCCCACCACAUCCACGUGGCACCGGAACCCCUCCGCCACCGCCUUCCGAGGAACCGCUUGAGCUCUCCGCCGGAAAAGCCUCUCGCCCACCACAUCCACGUGGCACCGGAACCCCUCCGCCACCGCCUUCCGAGGAACCGCUUGAGCUCUCCGCCGGAAAAGCCUCUCGCCCACCACAUCCACGUGGCACCGGAACCCCUCCGCCACCGCCUUCCGAGGAACCGCUUGAGCUCUCCGCCGGAAAAGCCUCUCGUCGUCCUCCGCCACCGCCAAAAGGAACUGGAACUCCGCCGCCACCGCCUUCCGAGGAACCGCUUGAGCUCUCCGCCGGAAAAGCCUCUCGUCGUCCUCCGCCACCGCCAAAAGGAACUGGAACUCCGCCGCCACCACCUUCCGAGGAACCGCUUGAGCUCUCCGCCGGAAAAGCCUCUCGUCGUCCUCCGCCACCGCCAAAAGGAACUGGAACUCCGCCGCCACCACCUUCCGAGGAACCGCUUGAGCUCUCCGCCGGAAAAGCCUCUCGCCCACCACAUCCACGUGGCACCGGAACCCCGCCGCCACCGCCUUCCGAGGAACCGCUUGAGCUCUCCGCCGGAAAAGCCUCUCGUCGUCCUCCGCCACCGCCAAAAGGAACUGGAACUCCACCACCGCCGCCGACUGGAGAGCCACAACAGCUUUGA